Mollisia scopiformis is the source of this 1392-nucleotide messenger RNA. Its product is annotated as Cloroperoxidase. NCBI's taxonomy places the organism in Eukaryota, Fungi, Ascomycota, Leotiomycetes, Helotiales, Mollisiaceae. The coding region runs from base 389 to 1216 and encodes 275 amino acids. Gene Ontology annotation, molecular function: peroxidase activity. The transcript has 3 exons. The record is from RefSeq and is a predicted model, not a curated record.
CUAUGGUUCUGAGCGGGACAAGAUGGGGAAUGCCUGCAGUAGAUCAUUUAGCAGAGAGCUAUCUCAUUCGUGGGCACAACGCCGUGUCUCAAUUGCUGUCCAGGUGGAGUGCUGGUACAAGUCAAGUCCAGCCACUGACAUGAGUGGAAUCUGCGAUCUCUACGAUGACUAGGAAUUCCUCCGUAUUUCAGUGGCUUGGUUUCAUUAUGAGCUGCAGUAAGUGAAUGCACCUUUACUGAUCUAACGCAAUCAGAAAUGGUGAAUGUGAUACAGCAGUUCGAGUUACACCCUCACAUGCAGCAGACUCUUAGCGGUGAACUUCAAAUGAACUUCAUCUCUUCAUCUUUGACAAGUAUUCCGACAGCCAAACUCCUUGACUGCGUACAAAAUGGCGAUCUUAAGCAAGAUAUCCAGCGCUUUCAUCAACGUGUUCGUCCUAACUUGGGAUUUCGGGCUCUUCAUUCUCAAUCUCCUCACCUUCUCGCAUAAGCCAGGCCACGUUGUUCCUCCUCAUGCCGCUGGACAUGGUCUCACGUGGCCUGAGUAUGUUCCUCCAAAAGAAGGCGAUUCAAGAUCAGCUUGCCCCAUGCUUAAUGCGAUGGCAAAUCACGGCAUCCUCCCACACGACGGCAAGAACAUCACAUUCAAAGAACUCAAUACCAAAGUCCGCCAAACCUUCAACUUCGCUCCAUCAUUCUGCUUCUUCGUGCCCAAAUUCUCAGCCGACUUCCUGAAUCGUUCGUACUGGAGCGGUCACUUUGAUCUUGCCGAACUCAGCUUGCACAACGCCAUCGAGCACGACGCCAGUCUCACCCGCCACGACGCAGCCCUUGUUCCAGACCAAGGAAAGCCCGAUUCGCAGCUUGUGGAUGAUCUGCUGAAAGAAGCUACUGGCAAGAUGCCUGAUGGCUCUCCGCUUCUGACUAUUCCCGAUCUUUCCCGUGCUCUGUCUAAACGGAGGAUUGAUGCGAGGAAGACGAAUGCAGCUUAUUCUGAGAAUCUUUUUCACAAUAUGUUUGGAAGCGCUAACUCGUCAACGAUGUUGACUAUUUUUGGUGGCCGGAUUAAUGAUCUGAAACCUAUGCUCGCUGAAGAACGGUUCCCUGAGGAUUGGGAACCUAGGAUCCUUGCUCGGUAUGGUCUCACGAUGGCGAAGUUCAACGGGACGGUCCUUCCGGUUGAGUUUGGUGUGAAGACCAAGGUUGCAAAGCAGUGAUCCAAAGCAGUGAUCAUGGGCGGGAAUGCAGUGGUACGGCGGAUUAACAGAUCUAAAUUGCCAAGGCAGUUCAGCGUGCGUGCUGGUGUUUUGCCUUUUCCCCGGGGCGACUACGAACUUGGCUUUCCGCAAUAAUGACAUAAUGAGAGUUAUGAAUGUUAUCAACUCGUUUACGU